UCUGACGUUAUCAUAACAUAAAAGGUCAUCAUAUAACAUUUAUUGGAGUGACCAUAUAGGUCCUGUAAAUUAUAUAAAGUGGGGUAUAAUUCCAAUAAAUAGAAGGGCUCUACAAUGGUGGACCAGAAGGGUAGUGCUAAAGCCUCUAAGGUCGCUCCCUUGCCCAAGGUCCUGAAGCAAGAGAAGGUCACCAAACAACGUGAUCAUUUAUUUGUUCAUCCUCCUAAGAACUACGGUAUUGGUGGUGACAUUCGUCCUCGCGUCAACCUUUCGCGUUAUGUUAAAUGGCCUAAAUACGUCCGUAUCCAACGUCAACGUCGCGUUCUUUUACAAAGGCUGAAGAUUCCACCAGCUAUUAAUCAGUUCAACUACACUAUUGACAAGAGCCAAGCUCACCAGUUGUUGAAAUUGUUGAGCAAGUACAAGCCAGAGACUCGUAAGGAGAAGUCUGCUCGUUUGUUGGCUGACGCCAAUGCCAUUGCCCAGGGUCAGGAGGUAGUUUCUAAGAAGCCCUACAUGCUAAAGAGCGGUUUGAACCACGUGACCAACUUGGUAGAGUACAAGAAGGCCAAGCUUGUUGUUAUUGCUCAUGAUGUCGACCCCCUUGAGCUCGUUAUGUGGCUGCCCACUCUUUGCCGCAAGAAGGAGGUUCCCUACUGCAUCAUUAAAGGCAAGAGUAGGCUGGGAAAGCUUGUUCACCAGAGGACUGCGUCUGUGGUUGCCGUUGACAACAUCCGCAAGGAGGACCAGGCUGAGUUUGAAGGCAUGAUUAAGGCAUUCACUGCUAUGUUCAAUGACAACGUUGAGAUUCGUCGUCGUUGGGGUGGUCAUAUCAUGGGUAUCAAAUCGCAGCGUCAAGAAGCAAAGGUCAAGGCCUUGAUCGCGAUGGAGAACGCCAAGAAGCUUGGUCUUGCUAUUGGAUGAACGUCUGUGUAGGCGCCACGGCGUGUUUUACGCUAGACAUAUGUCACGUGUUGACCAAUGGUAAUAUUGACACGUAUAUGCAUAUACAUGCCUUUUUGUUUUCAGGAUGAUGAUAAAAC
Molecule: messenger RNA, 1043 nt
Organism: Babesia bovis T2Bo
Lineage: Eukaryota; Apicomplexa; Aconoidasida; Piroplasmida; Babesiidae
Product: putative large subunit ribosomal protein L7Ae
Exons: 3
Coding region: 115-924 (269 amino acids)
Biological process (GO): ribosome biogenesis
Cellular component (GO): ribonucleoprotein complex
Source: RefSeq, a predicted model, not a curated record